This is a messenger RNA of Haliotis rubra (blacklip abalone), 1894 nucleotides long. RefSeq lists its product as uncharacterized. Bases 35 to 1876 code for a protein of 613 amino acids. The record is from RefSeq and is a predicted model, not a curated record. Lineage: Eukaryota; Metazoa; Mollusca; Gastropoda; Lepetellida; Haliotidae. The transcript has 3 exons.
CUGGUGAUAAGAAGUAUCAUACUUUCACUGCAGAAUGUUGUUAUUGCUUCUGUGCUCCGUGUUGUGUGGGGCAGCGUUGGCUGACACAACCGUCACAAUCUACAACGAGUGGCUCUCCCAGGGUGGACGUGUCAAUUAUGAAGUUGAACGAUGGAACAACGUUAAUGGACUCACCCAAUUCUACCUUGUUCCAAAUAUGAAAUCUAUCGGAGCUGUUCCUGGGCGUUGGGUGAACAGAGACCUGAGAAAAGAUCUCUUUGCAAAUUGGACUGAAAGCCCAAGUCACCAUGGUUAUCCGGAUCCCACCUAUCUCCAGGACCAUUCUCUCCAGAGAAGGACAUUUCUAACAUAUCUGCGACAAUUGCAAAACUACGGGCCUCACACCACAAACAUGGUGUGGGAAAUGAAAGGUUUGGCCUGGCCGGGCUGGAUAGAUAAGUCUCAGCAUAAAGAUGUAUUCCCAAACAAUGUUGACGCUGCAUCCGAGUUUGUGUCACUGAUGGUUCAGGCUUGCAAGGACUACACAGCAGGACGCCUUCCUUACAUAUUUGAAGUAAUCAAUGAACCUGACUGGGAUGAAAAGUAUAUUGAUCCACCAACGAAUAUAAAUUACCACAGGGCUGUCGCCGACAAACUGAAAUCAAGAUUUGGAAUGAAAGUUGCCGGACCAUCCUACACGAGUGAAGCCUUACGACUAGCAGAUGAAAAUAACUUUAGCUUCUGGAAGAGAACUGCUAACUUUAUGGACAUGUCUCUUGAUCACUUGGACUUUUUCUCUUUUCAUUCCUACAACCAUAUGUUCAAUACGUCUAGUAAAUCCUACUAUGGCAUCAAUGAAGAUCGUCUGUUUGCUUCCCUUGACAUGGUAGAGAAUUACUCUCAUAUCAAGAAAGGAAAAAGUGUUCAAUUAGUCAACACUGAAUUUGGAGUAGGCUUACUUUCCCUGGGUGUGGCGUACGAUUUUGAAAAUCCACUGAUAGACUUUGAGACAAUUUAUCAGGCGAACGGUUUCAUGUUUUCUUUCCUUAACCUGAGAGAGUUCAUGGACAGAGCUACAAUAUAUCUCCUCGCAAAUGAGCAAUACCCAGGUCAUACUUCCCUUCGGAAUUCCUUAUUUACAACUGAUGGUCAUAGCCUUGAGCCUGCCAAAUUCUUCCUGUUCUGGAAAAACUUUAUUGAUGAUCAAAAGUUUCUCCGGGUUUCUAGUCAACACGAUGGACAGGAGAAAAUAGUGUCACCACUUGCUCUUGCAAACCCCCACAACAAAGAGAUGGUAGUUCUUCUCCACAACUUUGGCAACAAAUUUGAGAACGUAAAACUGGACUUUCCAAACAACUGGCUCAACCCUUCUACAGGUGAACAGACAUGUAUUCUGUUCGAAAAGGGUAAGCCAGCUGUUCAUCCCAAUACCCAUUUCGACAUAUCUAAGCUUAAUGGCACCGUCGGUCUGCCUGGAUCAUCAACAUGCUUCUACAAAUUUCAAACCAACUACAUCUUUAACAGAUUACACACAGAUAAUCAGAAUACAUACUAUGGCAAGGAAAUGCUCGUCCCCAUUAGCAAUGGACGUGCGAAGACAACCAUCAGUGUACCGAGCUCUGGCUACCAUGAGGCUCAUCUUAGAGUUGGAAUUAGCCGUGGCAUGAGAGACAAUACAAAACCUAAGGCAGUUGUGUUCAAUGGUCGCACUUUGUCUCCAAGCUACAUGCUGUUUGAUUCCAUGAAGAAUGCAAAAAGGAGGACUACAACAUGGAACGUAUGGGAGUUCUUGGUACCUGAAACACUGAUAAAAACAACCAACACCGUCAGCAUGACCUUUGAUGGGGACGGUGGCAACGUGACAUCCGUUGCACUUGUUGCAGGAAAACUGCAGUGAAUAAAUUCUCCAGAAAAA